AUGCAGGCCCUGACAUUCGGCGCAACAUGCUCGCCGUGUAUUGCCCACUAUGUAAAAAAUCAAAAUGCUAUGAGUUUCAGCAGCAGCAAGCCUAGAGCAGUCGAGGCAAUUCUGCAACAUCAUUAUGUGGAUGAUUUCAUUGAUAGCACCGACACCAUUGAUGAAGCUACACGACUUGCAAAAGACGUAAAGUAUAUUCAUGCAAAUGCUGGGUUUCAUGUAAGAAACUGGAUGUCCAACUCAUCAGCUGUUCUUAAUGCAUUACAAGAAAAAUGUGAAAGGUCAAAUUCGAGCAAAGCCUUUGGGAUGAAUGACUCUGACACGGCAAUAACGGAAAAGGUAUUGGGCAUGCAUUGGAAUACUUCCUGUGAUUCCUUUACAUACGUUUUAAAUUUUAAUACAUUAAAUAGAAAAGUCCUUACGGACCUUACGGAGAAAAAAGUACCAACAAAGCGUGAGGUUCUUAAAAUUUUAAUGUCUAUUUUCGAUCCGAUGGGAUUUCUCUCCCACUUUCUAGUGUUUGUAAAAAUUCUUUUACAAGAUAUUUGGAGUAUUGAGUUAGACUGGGAUGAAGAACUGCCUAUACAGUUAUACGAAAGGUGUGUAAGAUGGCAAAAUCUGUUACCAAGAGUUACAGAACUACAGAUUCCAAGGUGCUAUUCCUCAAACUUAAAUCAAAAGGGAACUUCCAUUCAAUUACAUACAUUUGUAGACGCCAGCGAAAAUGCUUACGCUGCGGUGUCUUAUUUUCGAAUUGAGCAGGGAAACAAAGUUGAAACUAUUAUAGUAAGUGCGAAAACAAAAGUAGCUCCCAGGCGUCCAUUGUCUAUUCCUAGGCUUGAACUGCAAGCAGCUGUACUCGGAGUACGCCUUAUGAACUCUAUUUGUAAUGCACAUAGUUUUCCCAUAAGUCAAAAGUUUCUGUGGUCCGACUCAAAGGCUGUGCUUUCCUGGCUCCGCACUGAACCCCGCAACUUCCAGCAAUUAGUGAUGUAUCGAGUUGGAGAGAUUUCGGAAUCCACCAACAUUUUGGACUGGAAAUGGAUUCCCUCAAAAUUAAAUGUGGCAGAUAAAGCAACAAAAUGGAACUCCGAUCCCGAGUGGGAUGUAAGAAAUGAAUGGUUUAGAGGCCCAGUUUUUCUUCAAAAAAGCUCAAUUGAAUGGCCAGAAAUGCCAACAAUCCAAAACAAUGACAAGAACGAGUUCCGGCCACAUCUGUUACUAAUUAACCAAAUGAAAGCAGCAAUCAAUAAGUUGAUUGAUGAGAACCGCUUUAGAACCUGGAGAAAGUUGAUGCGAUCAGCUGCGUUCGUCUUCAUGUAUAUGGAGAAAAUGAAGUAA
Messenger RNA from Episyrphus balteatus (marmalade hoverfly), 1341 nucleotides. RefSeq lists its product as uncharacterized. The transcript has a single exon. The coding region runs from base 1 to 1341 and encodes 446 amino acids. Lineage: Eukaryota; Metazoa; Arthropoda; Insecta; Diptera; Syrphidae. The record is from RefSeq and is a predicted model, not a curated record.